Molecule: messenger RNA, 1528 nt
Organism: Zophobas morio
Lineage: Eukaryota; Metazoa; Arthropoda; Insecta; Coleoptera; Tenebrionidae
Exons: 1
Coding region: 283-1524 (413 amino acids)
Source: RefSeq, a predicted model, not a curated record
UAACACUGAUUUUUGUAAGAAAAAGUUCAGUAAUAUUUUCCUAUGAAAACACAUUUUAUACAUGAUGAAAUUAUGAGACUGUGGAAGAACUUGAUUGAGUUUCAGUUAGAGAUAUCGUGGGCCGAAUCGCAGACAAACUCAUCAUGCACUUUAUAUUAUCAAAAAAUCCUAUUCCAUUUUUUCCUCUUUUAAAAACUCCUUUCACUUAUCAUCAAAUUAUGAAAUGUUAUCCACACCAUGUAUGUCAAGAUAACAAUCAUUAUCGUUACUCAUAAGACCUAAAUGAGAUUGCAAAAAUUGAAAAUCAUAUUAGUACCUGUGAAAACACCGACCAUGAACGUCGAAAGAAUUGAAAAACUUGAAAACAUCCUCUUUUUGGACGAGAACAAGACCAUCAUAGACCACCAAGUGAAACGUUUGACAGCACCUGGUGAAAACUUUGGUAGUUUAAUGCUCAGUGUUGAUAUCACAGUCCAAAAUGCUUAUGGUACUGAAGAAAUCCACACCGUUGCAAAAAUGGUACCACCGAAUGGCUUCAUCCAGGAAGUUUUCAACACCCAGACGACGUUCAAAAACGAGAUUGGCUUUUAUAAUAACAUAGUACCGGUUUUGCACGAAUUCCAGAGGGAACAAGGUAUGGACGAACUUGUAGACUUUUUCCCCAAGUACUACGGAGGUCGUAUUAAUUUAAAUGGAGACCCGAGUGUUGUGGAUUCGGAUGCUGUUCUUCUGCUGGAGAAUUUGAAAAUAGCCGGCUACGAAAAUUUCGAACGAACAUUAGGAUUUGAUCUAGAAACUUCUAAAUUAAUAGUCACUGAUUUGGCACAUUUGCAUGCAGUACCAUUAGGACUGAAACUGAAAAAACCGGACGUGUUUGAAACUGAAGUGAAGAAGUACUUAGCACCUUUUAGGCCUCAGGGGCACAGCACUUUCUACCAACGAUUUUUCUCUGUUAUUGAUAAAAUAGAUGAAUUGAAACAUUUGAAGAAGAGAAUCCAUAAGGCUUUCGAUAACGUUUCUUUAGACAGCGCGGUCCGCGAACCCUUUGCCACCUUUGUACACCAGGACUGCUGGGUAAACAACAUCAUGAUUAAAGUGGAAAAAGGACGAUCCGUGAAAAAUAAAUUGGUUGAUUUCCAAGUUUGCGACUACGGAUCUCCAGCUAAAGAUUUAAUUUUCUUUCUUUUUGCAAAUGUACAGAAUCAUGUCCUGGAAACGCAUUACGACGAUUUAGUCCGGUACUACCAUGAAACGUUCACGUCGAUCUUGCAGAAACUCAAAUAUGAAACUACAAGAUUCGCGUUUGAUGCUCUCUUGGAGGAAAUUAAUUAUGAGGCUGGCCAUUCGCAGUUCUUGCAUUUGAUGUUCAUGACUUUUCCAAUGUUUGCACCAAAAGGGACGGUGAGGGAGCUGACGGAGCUAACGCUAGACGAUUUCAUAUCGGAAUCAACCGACAUCACGGAUCUUCACAAAGAAAAACUAAUUUUUAUCAUUCAGCAAUUUGAUAAGCAUAACUGGAUUUAAAUAA